AUGGAUGACUGGAAAACUUGGCUUAUCAUCAAGAAUAUUCUUCCCUGUAUCACCAUGGUGGAAAAUCAUCAGGAGCCCAGAAAGCUCCAGGAAUUGGGAACCAUUAAGAGGAGACAGGAAGGAGACAACUUCCAGCUUCCAGGCAUGGCUGACGGGGGUUACCCUCAUAAAAUCAAGAGGCCUUGCCUCGAAGAUGUUACCCUUUCUAUGGGCCCAGGUGCCCAUUCUAGCACACCCUGUGCAGACCUGCAAGUUCCUCCAUUGACAAUGAACACUAGCCCUUCAGCUAUGGGAGCAGCAGGCCAUUCAUUACUACUUGAAAAUAAUCCCAUGAAUGGCAGAGUAAUAGACCAGCCAUUUAUGGUACCACCGAGUGCAGAAAUGAGACUCAAAGGGCCCACCAUUCCUUACUACGACAAAACCAACAGCAUGAUGGCUAUGGAGCAGGACCAGGAACUUCAAGAUCUGCUGGAAGAGCUAACAGAAAUUCAGGGCUCUUCUCCAAAUGAGCUAGAUCUUGAAAAGAUACUGGGGAGCAAGCCAGAAGAACCACUGAUCUUAGAUCACUCCCAGGCAACCCUGAGCACAACUUGCAAGCCUUCGGCUCAGAUGCCACACUUGGAGAGCUUUGAUUCCAACAAGGAGUUUGCUUCUGGUUGCAGCCAGGUCACCGGCGUGUCACUUCAAAUCCCACCCUCCUCCGCAGGGAUCAGCUAUACUAUUCCCUCUGCCAGUAAGCAGAUGGUCUCAUCCAAUUCUGCAACAACACAAGCCAAGAGCCAAGUCCAAGCAAUGCUCCCCAUGGCUUUGCCCCCACUCCCAGUGCCUCAGUGGCAUCAUGCCCACCAACUGAAGGUGUUGGCAGCCAGCAAGCAGGGAUCUUCUACAAAGCAGCCAGGGCCCACUUCUGGUUGGUCCAACCUGACUCCUCUAGGCCUCUCCCUACCUUACCGCCCAGGGCCAUCACCACACCCACCACCACCUUUCAACCCGCAGAGCCUCAUGGUAUCCUGCAUGUCAUCCAGCAACCUGCCAGGGAGUGCUCUCCAAGGAUCUUCCAAUGCCUUACUCUCAAGCAUGGUGUCCAGCAGCAGUGCUGCCCUUGUGCCCACCAUGUCCUGUGCUCCUGAGAAGCUCCCCAGCCCAGCUCUCAAUCAGCAGCCGCAGUUCAGCCCACAGAGCUCCAUUCUUGCCAACCUAGUGUCUUCAACCAUUAAAAACCCUCAAGGCCACCUGAUGUCUGCUCUGCCGACCAGCAACCCAGGGCCCUCCCCACCCUACCACCCAGAGAAGCUCUCCAGCCCAGGUUUGCCACAGCAGUCCUUCACUCCGCAGUGCUCCCUGACCCGGAGCCUCCCUCCCAGUAGUAAUCCGCUAAGUCAGCGCCAGCAGCAGCAGCAGCAACAGCAAACAAAUGCCAUCUUCAAGCCCAUGAUCACCAACUCACCCAAGACCCUGAGCAUGAUCAUGCAGCAGAGACUGGCCAACUCAAGCCCAGGAGCCCCGGAGCCUUUUACUUUUGGCAACACCAAGCCUUUGUCACAUUUUGUUUCUGAGCUGGGCUCCCAGAAGUUGGCUUCCAUGUCUGCCAACUCUAGGCAGCCUUCCCUGCUCCACUAUCUACAGCAGCCUAUGCUGACAGAGGCAUCUUCUGCCACUGCCUCCUCCAUGGCCACGGCCACCUUGCAGUUGCAGCAGCAGCAGCAGCAGCAGCAGCAGCAGCAGCCGCAGCCGCCUGACCGUUCUGCAUUCCUCCUGCAGCAGAUGAUGCAGCAGCCUCAGGGCUUUCAGCGACCAGUAGCCUCGCAGUCCAUACCUCCUCUGCCCAGACAGCAAGAGAAACAGAGAUCAGUUCUUAUGGCAAUGACCCCUGAACAGCGAAGUGCAUAUGUCACCCAACAGAUGAAUCAAUUUCAAGUCGUCCAAGAACAAGUCACCUCCAAGUGUAGCCAGACCAAGGCAAGCCCCCCAUACAGCCAGCACAUGAUGCCACCCAGAGCUGGGUUCCUUCAGAACAAUCUGAGUCCAGGAAUGAUCCCACCCAGCAGGCACCAGAGCCAUGAGGGCACGAUCUCACCAACCCUGGGCAAAAAGCAAGGAAUUUUCAACUCCAGCCCCCUGUUUCCCAUACCUUCACACGCAGGCCAGAACCCCCUGGGCAGCCUUGGCUCUGUCUGCCAGCAUACACAGAUGCCCAAGGCAUCCCCCUUAGGAGUGCUCCUGCCCAGGUUCAGCCAGCCCCUGAGUCCCCACCAGCUCAGACAGCCCUGUGUGCCAAGAAUGUCCACCAUGUUCAACAAUACCACAUGGGCAGCAGUGGCAAUGUCAACCCCAGUGGUAUCGAGGGAGCCAACCCCAAGCCAAGUGGAUAAUAGCAUCCAGCAGCAAUAUGAUAGGAACUCAGUCUUCACCAAGGUGCCCACGGGAGUCUCCCUGGUAGCCCCGGCCUGCCCACCACAGCAGGCAGCUGGGCCUCCCAGUCAGGGGACCCCAGGAAGCAGGCCUAGCCAGAUGGUGAAUGCCGUCUUAACCAACCCCAACUUCUGCCUAAGACAGAGCCCAGUGCUGGGUCCCGUGCCUGUGCUGAACACCGCCAAGUCCCUCCAGCAGGGCAAAGCCAGCUUUGGUCCCAUGAGUCCCAUCCAGGGCAUCGAGCCACCGCCAAGCUAUGUGGCUGCUGCUGCCACUGACUCUGCCGCCUCUGCCAUCGCUGCAAGCUUGUCCCCAGGGCCAUUCAACAGAAUGGGUCCCCCUUCUGAGCUGCCACCUUAUGACUUUUUGCCCCAGGCCCAGCCUCUACUAAACGAUACGAUUUCACCUCCUGACUGCAGUGAGGUGGAUUUCAUUGAAGCUCUCCUGGAAAGCCCCAGCACGAGCCCAGAUGAAGACUGGUUGUGCAACCUGAGGCUGAUCGACGACAUUUUGGAAGAGCAGCAUGCUGAUGCCCAAAAUGCCGCAGCCCAGAAUGCUGGCCUAGUCACCCAGAAUAGCCAGAAUAGCACUCCCAAUACUGAUAUCACUUUAGGGAGUGGUAUGAAUCCAUAGCAAAUUCACAACCGGCCCCAG
Pteronotus mesoamericanus is the source of this 3066-nucleotide messenger RNA. It is a transcript of the gene MAMLD1, whose product is annotated as mastermind like domain containing 1. The transcript is spliced from 4 exons. Gene Ontology annotation, biological process: regulation of transcription by RNA polymerase II. The record is from RefSeq and is a predicted model, not a curated record. The coding region runs from base 1 to 3045 and encodes 1014 amino acids. NCBI's taxonomy places the organism in Eukaryota, Metazoa, Chordata, Mammalia, Chiroptera, Mormoopidae. Gene Ontology annotation, cellular component: nuclear body.